Messenger RNA from Rangifer tarandus platyrhynchus (Svalbard reindeer), 1707 nucleotides. The record is from the annotation of a GenBank genome assembly. NCBI's taxonomy places the organism in Eukaryota, Metazoa, Chordata, Mammalia, Artiodactyla, Cervidae.
AUGGACAGCCCCCAGGACACGGUCCCCCCAGGCCAAAGGAGCCGCUGCCCUGCCCUCCGCAGGCUGGUCCCUGUUGGCUUUGGAGCUGAGGCACGGACACUCUUCAUUCUUUCUGGACCCCUGUUCCUCUUCCAGAUGCUGAACUUCAUGGUCUAUGUCGUGAGCACGGUGUUCUGCGGACACCUGGGCACAGUGGAGCUGGCAGCAGUCACCCUCUCAGUGGCCUUUGUCAAUGUCUGUGGAGUUUCCAUCGGGUUUGGCUUGUCUUCAGCCUGUGACACCUUGAUGUCCCAGAGCUUCGGCAGCCCCAACAAGAAGCACGUGGGCGUCAUCCUGCAGCGGGGCGUGCUGGUGCUGCUGCUUUGCUGUCUGCCCUGCUGGGCGCUCUUCCUCAACACCCAGCUCAUCCUGCUGCUCUGCAGGCAGGACCCGGCCGUGUCCAGGCUGGCCCAGGAGUAUGUGCAGGUCUACAUCCCAGGCCUGCUGGCAAAUUUUCUCUACAGCCUGCAGGCCAAGUACUUGCAGAAUCAGGGCAUCGUUUGGCCACAAGUCUUCAGUGGCAUCGUGGGCAACUGCGUCAACGGCCUGGCCAACUAUGUCCUGGUUUCUGUGCUGGGCCAGGGGGUCAGGGGCUCCGCAUUUGCCAACACCGUCUCCCAGUUCACGCAGGCUGUCUUCCUCCUGUUCUACAUCGUACUGAAGAAGCUUCAUCUGGAGACAUGGGCAGGCUGGUCCUGGGAGUGCCUGCAGGACUGGGGCCCCUUCUUCCGCUUGGCCGUCCCCAGCAUGCUGAUGCUGUGCAUCGAGUGGUGGGCCUACGAGAUCGGGAGCUUCCUCGUGGGCCUGCUCAGCGUGCGCGACCUAUCUGCCCAAGCGGUCAUCUACGAGGUGGCCACCGUCAUCUACAUGAUCCCCAUGGGGCUCAGCAUCGCGGUCUGUGUCCGAGUGGGGACAGCCCUGGGAGCCGCAGACACCGUGCAAGCCAAGCGAUCAGCCAUCUCAGGCACCCUCUGCACAGUGGGAACCUCGCUGGUUGUGGGCGUCCUAUUGAGCCUCCUGAGAAACAAGCUGGGCCACAUCUUCACCAACGAUGAGGAAGUCGUUGACCUGGUCAACAAGGUCCUGCCGCUGUACAUCUUCUUCCAGCUGUUUGAUGCCCUCUGUUGUCUCUACGCUGGGGUCCUGCGUGGGACCGGCAGGCAGGCCUUCGGGGCUGUGGUGAAUGCCGUCAUGUACUACGCCAUCGGCCUCCCGCUGGGUGUCGUGCUGACCUUCCUGGUCGGGAUGGGGAUCAUGGGCCUCUGGCUGGGCAUGCUGGUCUGUGUCAUGCUGGCCACCGCUGCCUUCGUCACUUACACGGCCCGGAUGGACUGGAAGCGAGCUGCGGAGGAGGCACAGAAACGCGCGGGACUGCCGCCACUGGGGAGCAGUGGGAGCAUGGCUCUCGGACCCAGGCCCGGGCCUGAGAAAGCGGUUGUGUCUUCAGUGGCCACAGGCAGCUCCCCUGGCGUGAUCCUGACGACCUACUCAAGACUCGGGGGCCACCUGGACCUCCUCAGGACUCCGGAAGCAAUCCAAACCCUACCCGCCCCCGCCAACCGACUGUCAGCCAAGCAGCUGGCUGUCCGCCGGGGGGCUGCUCUGGGGGUAGCAGUGGGCUCGUUGAUAGUGGGGCUCGUCCUGAGGGUCCUCACUGCCAGGCCCUAG